UGUCUGCUCUCCAUACUGCACCUCUGUAUAAAUCUGUCUGGAGUCACUUCCUGUUGUGUCACUUCCUGUCUGUGUCACUUCCUGUCCCGGGAACACUUUCCUCCUCUCAGCCAUUUUAGAUCGGCUUCCAGACGGUCCUGUCCAGAGAUACCCAUCACUGUCAUACCUCCGUACUCCUCUCCUGUACAUACCCAUCACUGUCAUACCUCCGUACUCCUCUCCUGUACAUACCCAUCACUGUCAUACCUCCGUACUCCUCUCCUGUACAUACCCAUCACUGUCAUACCUCCGUACUCCUCUCCUGUAAGUACCGAUCACUGUCAUACCUCCGUAACUCCUCUCCUGUACAUACCCAUCACUGUCAUACCUCCGUACUCCUCUCCUGUACAUACCAAUCACUGUCAUACCCCCGUACUCCUCUCCUGUACAUACUGAUCACUGUCAUACCUCCGUACUCCUCUCCUGUACGUACCCAUCACUGUCAUACCUCGUACUCCUCUCCUGUACAUACCCAUCACUGU
This is a messenger RNA of Staurois parvus, 521 nucleotides long. The record is from the annotation of a GenBank genome assembly. Lineage: Eukaryota; Metazoa; Chordata; Amphibia; Anura; Ranidae.